AUGUUAGUUGGAUUAGCUUUAUGUGAUGAUAAAAAUGCAACAACUACGGAAGCUACCGCUACGAGUACUAUUGCACCAAAUGCCCAUGCUGAAGCCCAUAAAUCGACUUUCUUGGGAGACUUGGGUAAAGCAGUAAGCGAUAUCCCAGAGGCUUUCGUUGCUACAUGCCGAGAUGCACUAGCAAGUCUCGGCAAGAUGUUCGUUGAUGUGCCUUUGGGAUUAGUUGAAGCAUUUAAAGAUGGUGCUGAAGUGAUAGAAAGUGUGGUUCUGGCACUAGUACGCGGCAUUUUCAGC
Messenger RNA from Brenthis ino (lesser marbled fritillary), 294 nucleotides. NCBI's taxonomy places the organism in Eukaryota, Metazoa, Arthropoda, Insecta, Lepidoptera, Nymphalidae. The record is from the annotation of a GenBank genome assembly.